Molecule: messenger RNA, 1454 nt
Organism: Camellia sinensis
Lineage: Eukaryota; Viridiplantae; Streptophyta; Magnoliopsida; Ericales; Theaceae
Product: zinc finger protein CONSTANS-LIKE 5
Biological process (GO): regulation of flower development
Cellular component (GO): nucleus
Molecular function (GO): protein binding; DNA-binding transcription factor activity; zinc ion binding
Source: RefSeq, a predicted model, not a curated record
CAAAUAAUUUAGAGAAAGAGAGAGAAAGAGAGAGAGAAUAUAAAUAAAUAAAAAAAUUAGAGAGAGAGCGAGAGAGAGAAUGGAAGAGAGUGGUGGUGGGAAUUGGUGGGGUGUAGUGGCGAAGCCGUGUGACUCGUGUAAGGUUGCGGCGGCGCUGGUCUUCUGCCGAGUUGACUCGGUGUUUCUGUGUAUGGGAUGUGACGUGGCUCACACGCGGCACGAGCGCGUGUGGAUGUGCGAGGUUUGCGAGCAAGCUCCGGCGAGCGUCACGUGCAAGGCCGACGCGGCGGCGCUGUGUGUCACGUGCGACCGCGAUAUUCACUCCGCCAACCCCCUCUCCCGCCGCCACGAGCGUUUUCCGGUGGUUCCAUUCUUCGACUCCGCCACCGCUUCCGCCGCCUCCUCCGCCACAGUCCUCUUCCCCGCCGCCGCAGACGAAAUCACCGACCACCACCAGCACGAAACCACCGCCGCGGCCGCAACCGCACCUUCGUGGCUGAUUCCUAUCGGAGCCACCCCCAAAGUCGCCGGCAACGAGCCGGAGAUGAAAUCGAUUGAGCUUUUGAUGUCUGAGUCUGAUCAAUUUCUGGAUUUUGACCACCCAAUUUCAAUUAACAGUUCUGGGACUGAUAGUGUAGUCCCAGUUCAAGUUCAACCCACGAAAUCUCUACAAAUGGUGAAUCAUUCAACAGACAACAACUAUCUGGAGAUCGAUUUCUCUAGCUCAAAGCUCAAUUCAUUCAACAACAACAACAACAAUAACAAUAUCUACACAGCUCAAUGUUUUAGCCAAAGCAUGUCUUCGUCGUCCGUGGACGUUGGAAUUGUGCCCGAUGGGAGCUCCAUGUCAGAGAUAUCGUAUCCUUUUGGGAAAAUCGAAGUGGAUGUGGGUGGUUCCGUUUUGCCGAACAAUGGAACGGUCCAGGGAUUGGACCGGGAAGCUAGAGUUUUGAGGUACAGAGAGAAGAGAAAGAACAGAAAGUUUGAGAAGACUAUCCGAUACGCGUCGAGAAAAGCCUACGCCGAGACUAGGCCUAGGAUCAAAGGCCGGUUCGCAAAGCGGACAGACGCUGAACCGGAGGUGGAUGUGAUGAACCGGAUGUUCAGCUCCGGUUCAUCCGCUUUCAUGGCGGACACAAUCGGAUACGGCGUCGUUCCGUCAUUUUAACCAAACACUUCCACAAUUAUGUUUCGCAAACUGUGAUUUUUAAUUUUCAAAGUCAAAUAAUCGAACGGCUAUCAACGUUUCUGUAUAAUUUUUAGCUUUUUUUUUUGUUUUCUGGUUUUGAUCGAUGGAAUCGUGGCCAUCGAUUUGUAGAGCAUGAUAGAGUGCUUACACAUGUGAAAGCUUUUUCAUGCUCAAAAAGCCCAACUACUUUUUGUUGAAGGGCUUCUUGUGAUCCUCUGAAAGUCAACUGUUUCACUUUUUUUAAUGAUAGAUCUAUUUCUGAAUU